This is a messenger RNA of Alosa sapidissima (American shad), 1329 nucleotides long. RefSeq names its product transmembrane protein 236 (gene tmem236). Bases 82 to 1152 code for a protein of 356 amino acids. The record is from RefSeq and is a predicted model, not a curated record. The transcript is spliced from 4 exons. NCBI's taxonomy places the organism in Eukaryota, Metazoa, Chordata, Actinopteri, Clupeiformes, Clupeidae.
CCGUGUGAAGACCGUGUCAGUGGAUGAGUGUGCUCUGUUCUGUCGCUCUCCACAUUUGGAAGCCUUUCGAAGUCAGUCAGGAUGCUGUCAGGGAAAACGAUCAAACUUGUCCUUUUCGAGGUUGUCCAGUUCGCAUGCCUCAGUGUGCCUCUGUUCGUGAUCAUGGAGCGCUUUGCCUCCCUGAUGCGCCACGUCCGAGGAGGUGACCUGACGGCAUAUUGGCUGGUGGUGGCUGCCUCGAUUGCCUAUGUGACUACAGUGUCCUUACUGGUAUGGGUGCCUCUGAAAUACUUUAUUCUGACGUCCAGGAGAUUCAUCUCUGAAAUAACAGCUUGGAGACCAAUAACACUGGCUUACGUGAUUGUGUGUCCAUUGCCAUGCUUUGGCAUUCUCCUGGCUGGCAGCAAGGUGCAAGUAGAUGGUGGUCACCGUUUGGAUCGUUUCACAGAGUUGGCUGUGUCCUUGGUAUUACUAUCUCUGAUCAUUUUGGACGUUGUCGAAAGAAUCCGGCCUCUCCGCCUCACUGGUCAAGCUGAGGGUCUGGAGCUUGACUUCGAGCUGCCCACACCCGUCCUCACACACCUGGAGCAGGUGACCACGGUGUCGUCCCAGGUCGGCGCCGAGCGAGGCCAGAACGGCUCGGCACAUCAGACAGAGUCAGGGAACGUCUCAUCAGGGAGUCACUGGAGGGACAACGAGGGCUACAGCUCACGGGCCACCAGGAGGUCCUACCUGUACUCCUCGUCUAGCUCUUCUCGCUUCUUCUCGGGACGCCUGCGCUCCAUAUGCGUCAGAGAACCGAGGGUGGACGCACUGGUGGAGAGCUUCCUCUUCUGGAUGGACACCACAGAGAUGGUCCGGGCGGCAGAGGUUUCCACCGUGUAUUACACAAACUGGGUCUUUCCCAUCUAUAUACUGGCCUAUCUCUCCACACUGCGGCUAGUCCUCACCCCCAGUAGCCCACUGCUGCCGUUUUUAGGGGUCGUCCUGCAGGACCUGCCCUUCCUGGUCAUCAGGCUAUGCCUGGUUGGUGUGUUUGGCUAUGUCACACCCCUGUUGUAUAUCAUGAAGAACCUAUUUGUGUGCCUAACUUAUGUUUAUUUCAUCUUCAUGACCAAGCUUAAGGUCUUCAACAGGACAAGCAUGUUUUGAGCACUAUGGACACACUGUAUGACAUUAACAAUCUUUGGAUUGUCGAAUAUUCUGUAAGUGUGUGUGUGUGGGGGGGAUGUGCUUACUGAUACCUAUACCUAUACAUGCUCCAUUGGGACGUAAUUAUGGGGCGUGUUUCAACUGAUACGGGGGGGAAUGCCUCUGCACUCAAUUGGA